Malaclemys terrapin pileata is the source of this 5126-nucleotide messenger RNA. RefSeq names its product myosin VI (gene MYO6). Gene Ontology annotation, cellular component: endocytic vesicle; myosin complex; cytoplasm. The record is from RefSeq and is a predicted model, not a curated record. Lineage: Eukaryota; Metazoa; Chordata; Testudines; Emydidae. Bases 101 to 4003 code for a protein of 1300 amino acids. Gene Ontology annotation, biological process: vesicle transport along actin filament; endocytosis; actin filament organization. Gene Ontology annotation, molecular function: actin filament binding; microfilament motor activity; ATP binding. The transcript has 37 exons.
GCGGCAUCAGCUGGGGACAGAGCGCGGCGGCGGCAGGGGGACUUAAAUACAGAAGGACAAAGUGAAUCACACCACCACGCAGGAAUAGUGAAUAGUUCCAAUGAUGGAGGACGGGAAGCCUGUUUGGGCUCCACACCCAACUGAUGGGUUUCAGAUGGGGAAUAUCGUGGAUAUUGGCCCUGACAGCUUAACUAUUGAACCGUUAAACCAGAAAGGCAAGACUUUUCUGGCUGUUAUCAACCAAGUGUUUCCUGCAGAAGAGGACAGUAAAAAGGAUAUGGAGGAUAAUUGUUCACUAAUGUACUUAAAUGAAGCUACACUCCUUCACAAUAUCAAAGUGCGGUACUGUAAAGACAGAAUUUAUACCUAUGUAGCCAACAUUCUUAUUGCAGUGAACCCAUAUUUUGAUAUUCCUAAACUUUAUUCUUUGGAGACUAUUAAAAAGUACCAGGGUAAAUCACUUGGGACAUUAGCACCACAUGUCUACGCAAUAGCUGAUAAAGCAUUCCGUGACAUGAAAGUACUCAAGAUGAGUCAGUCCAUCAUAGUUUCUGGAGAAUCAGGAGCUGGCAAGACAGAAAAUACAAAAUUUGUUCUGAGGUAUUUGACUGAAUCCUAUGGUACCGGUCAAGAUAUUGAUGAAAGAAUAGUAGAAGCCAAUCCACUCUUAGAAGCCUUUGGAAAUGCAAAGACUGUUCGCAACAACAAUAGCAGCCGUUUUGGAAAAUUUGUAGAAAUCCACUUCAACGAAAAGAAUUUGGUGGUUGGUGGAUUUGUGUCACAUUAUCUUCUGGAGAAAUCCAGGAUCUGUGUUCAAGGCAAAGAGGAGAGGAAUUACCACAUCUUUUACAGGCUUUGUGCAGGUGCUCCUGAAGAUAUUAGGCAAAAACUGUAUUUAAGCUCUCCAGAUAACUUUAGGUAUUUAAAUCGUGGCUGCACUAGAUACUUUGCUACCAAAGAGACAGACAAGCAAAUUUUGCAAAAUCGCAAAAGUCCUGAGUACCUAAAAGCAGGUUCCCUGAAGGAUCCUCUACUAGAUGACCAUGGAGACUUCAACAGAAUGUGCACAGCAAUGAAAAAGAUUGGCUUGGAUGAUGCAGAGAAGCUUGAUCUUUUCAGAGUAGUAGCUGGUGUCCUUCACCUUGGAAAUAUUGAUUUUGAGGAAGCUGGGAGUACUUCAGGUGGAUGCAUUCUGAAGAACAAAUCUAGUCAGUCUCUAGAAUACUGUGCAGAAUUGCUAGGUUUGGAUCAGGAUGAUCUGCGUGUCAGCUUAACCACCAGAGUCAUGCUUACAACAGCAGGGGGCACCAAAGGAACAGUUAUAAAGGUACCCUUGAAAGUAGAACAAGCAAACAAUGCACGUGAUGCCUUGGCUAAAACUGUAUAUAGUCAUCUUUUUGAUCAUGUGGUAAACCGAGUAAACCAGUGUUUUCCAUUUGAGACCUCCUCUUUCUUCAUUGGCGUUCUAGAUAUAGCUGGUUUUGAAUACUUUGAACACAACAGUUUUGAACAGUUUUGUAUUAACUACUGUAAUGAAAAGCUGCAGCAAUUCUUCAAUGAAAGGAUUCUGAAAGAGGAACAAGAACUUUACCAGAAAGAAGAUCUAGGAGUCAAUGAAGUGCACUAUGUAGAUAAUCAGGAUUGUAUAGAUCUGAUUGAAGCAAAAUUAGUAGGUGUGCUGGAUAUUUUGGAUGAAGAAAAUCGUCUUCCACAACCAAGUGACCAGCAUUUUACUUCUGUGGUGCAUCAAAAACACAAGGAGCAUUUCAGACUAUCUAUUCCCAGGAAGUCUAAAUUGGCUGUUCACAGAAAUAUCAGAGAUGAUGAGGGCUUUAUUAUCCGACAUUUUGCUGGAGCAGUGUGCUAUGAGACGACCCAGUUUGUGGAGAAAAACAAUGAUGCUUUGCACAUGUCCCUUGAAUCUCUUAUAUGUGAAUCCAAGGAUAAGUUUGUCCGGGAACUAUUUGAAUCUACCACUAAUAACAACAAGGAUCCCAAACAAAAAGCAGGAAAGCUUAGCUUCAUCAGUGUGGGAAAUAAAUUCAAGACUCAAUUAAAUUUGCUCCUUGAAAAGCUUCGCAGUACUGGGUCAAGCUUUAUUCGCUGCAUCAAACCUAAUUUAAAGAUGACAAGUCACCAUUUCGAAGGGGGACAGAUUCUCUCUCAGCUUCAGUGUUCAGGUAUGGUGUCUGUUUUGGACUUGAUGCAAGGUGGCUUCCCAUCACGAGCAUCGUUUCAUGAGCUAUACAAUAUGUACAAAAAGUAUAUGCCUGCAAAACUAGCUCGACUGGACCCUAGACUUUUCUGCAAGGCACUAUUUAAAGCCUUGGGCUUAAAUGAAAAUGAUUACAAAUUUGGAUUAACAAAGGUGUUUUUUAGACCUGGCAAGUUUGCAGAGUUUGAUCAGAUAAUGAAGUCUGAUCCAGAUCAUCUAGCGGAGCUGGUUAAACGAGUCAAUCACUGGCUUAUCUGCAGUCGCUGGAAAAAAGUUCAGUGGUGUUCUCUCUCAGUGAUUAAAUUGAAAAACAAAAUAAAAUACCGAGCUAGUGCCUGCAUUAAAAUACAAAAGACUAUUCGUAUGUGGCUUUGCAAGAGAAAGCACAAACCACGCAUUAAUGGCCUAAUAAAAGUGCGUACACUGAAAAAGAGACUUGAUAAAUUUAAUGAAGUAGUAAGUGCUCUGAAAGAGGGAAAGCCAGAGAUGAGCAAGCAGAUCCGGGAUCUGGAGUUAUCUAUUGAUGCUUUGAUGGUCAAGAUUAAGGCCACUGUGAUGACUAGGGAACAGAUACAGAAAGAGUAUGAUGCUCUAGUUAAGAGCUCAGAGCAGCUUCUGAGUGAGCUGCAGAAAAAGAAGCAGCAAGAGGAGGAAGCGGAGAGGCUGCGACGCAUCCAGGAGGAAAUGGAAAGAGAAAGGAAAAGACGUGAAGAGGAGGAGCAACGUCGCAGAAAGGAAGAGGAGGAAAGGCGACUAAAAUCUGAGAUUGAGGCAAAGAGAAAACAGGAAGAAGAAGAGAGGAAGAAGAGAGAAGAGGAAGAAAAACGUAUUCAGGCUGAAAUUGAGGCACAACUAGCUAGAGAGCGUGAAGAAGAGACCCAACAACAGGCAGUCCUUGAACAGGAACGUCGUGACCGUGAACUUGCGAUGAGAAUUGCACAGAGUGAAGCAGAGCUCAUCAGUGAUGAGGCUCAGCUUGAUUUAGGAUUGCGAAGAUUGGAUGCUGAAAUUAUUCAGCCUGUUCCAGUAUUUGCUAAAGUCAAUGGAACAAGGCCUCAAAUGACUGCGGAACAAAUGGCCAAAGAAAUGUCAGACGUUUUGUCUAGGGGACCUGCAGUUCAAGCCACAAAAGCUGCGGCUGGCACUAAGAAGCAUGAUCUUAGUAAGUGGAAAUAUGCAGAACUUCGUGACACAAUCAAUACUUCCUGUGAUAUUGAACUACUGGCAGCUUGCAGAGAAGAGUUUCACAGACGACUAAAAGUAUAUCAUGCGUGGAAAUCCAAGAAUAAGAAACGUAAUACAGAAACAGAACAGCGUGCUCCAAAAUCAGUCACUGACUAUGAUUUUGCACCAUUUUUCAACAACUCAACUCAACAGAACCCAACAGCUCAGUUGCCUGCCAGGCAACAGGAGAUUGAAAUAAACAGACAACAGCGUUACUUCCGUAUUCCCUUCAUUCGCCCAGCAGACCAGUAUAAAGAUCCUCAGAACAAGAAGAAAGGUUGGUGGUAUGCGCAUUUUGAUGGGCCUUGGAUUGCUCGACAAAUGGAACUUCAUCCUGACAAGCCACCUAUUCUGCUUGUAGCGGGGAAGGAUGAUAUGGAGAUGUGUGAACUAAAUCUUGAAGAGACUGGCUUAACUCGAAAGCGUGGUGCUGAAAUUUUGCCGAGACAGUUUGAAGAGAUUUGGGAGCGCUGUGGAGGCAUCCAAUAUCUUCAAAAUGCAAUUAAGAGUAGACAAGCUCGCCCUACAUAUGCAACAGCUAUGUUGCAAAGCCUAUUAAAAUAGUCACUUUGCACAUUGAUAUUAGAGUUGAGAACUCUUACCAUGAUAUAAAGGGAAGAGUUCCUCUAUGCAACAGAGGAUUUAAACAGUCUGUAAUUGUGUUAGAGAUGUUUAAUUUAAAGUGAACAGAUUUUAUUAAUCAUGGGAGUUUAAUUUGUAUUUUUGAUGUUUAAUUUGUGUAGUGAACUCACUAAUUCUAUGGACCCUGCAGAAGUUUCAGUCAAAUAUGUUUGUUGCAUUUUCUUUAUAUGUUGCAUCCUUCUCAAAAGCUUCUGUUGUUAUGCUAACACUGUAAAAUAACACUAUUGUACUUAGGGUACAUACUAGGAUAAACUCCAUUACAACUUCCUUUUUAUAAAAUCCUCUUCAGAACAUGCACAAUAGUAACCUUUCAAGGAUGGUCUAGUGAAGAGGGUACAAUGUAUCUUAUAACUGGAAUUGUGAGGCCUUAGCUUUAACUUCUUCUCCAGAGAAGUUGGAGUGCACAGUACUUCUAUAUGAUCAAAGACAUUUUAUGUCCUGAUCUGAAAGCUGCUCAACAUCUGUAUGUACUGACUUUUUCAGAAACUUAUGGGAAAUCUUUAAUUUCUUACCUUGUUUCAUAGUUUAACUGACAUUGUUCUUUUAUAUGUUUUGAGAUGAGCACACAGGUAUUUGAAGUAUUGUGUAAUAAUGGAGGGACUCAAAGGUUGUACAUUUAGGCUUGCGGGUUUUUUUCUUUAGGAUUUUUUUUUUAAAUGCAGAUUUCUUGCAAACCCCAAUUAUAUUUUUCUGACAAAACUUUGUUAGGAGUCCUUCGAUAGUUAAAUUACCCAGGUAGCGUAAUUUAAAUAUAUGAUGCAAAAAUUGUCUAAGAUAUUUCUUUAGAUACAUUUUAAGAGUAAAGGAAAGCAUAAGGGAAAUGUUUUUUUUUUCCUUUUUUUAAAUAGUAGCAUAGCUUAUUAGUAUACAGAGGACUGAAUUUCAGAGAUCCUUUUUACUUUAAUCCAUGCACACACAUUGUUACUUCUGUUAGAUGGCAUCAGAGUCUUGCCCAGCAACACAUCACUGUAGUGUCUAAUUACAGUAUGCUACUUCAAAUGGCUACAUUUUUUGGUCUCCAGUAAUAAACUUUUUCCUUCAAUCA